GUUACCGGGCACCGAAACAGAGGACUUACAAAGUAUGAUAAAUGGGACACGACAGCAGACAGCAUAGAACAGAGAAGUCCAGCCAUGAGUACUAUUGUGAGGCAGAUGCAGUAAGUCGCCUACGCUGCUGACCAAGUGCAGAAAAGAGGCCCAGGUGCCCCAGAAUGGAUCAGGCAUUCCCCAGCCAGAGCUCGGCUCCAGUCCAGCUGGAACCAGAUAAUGAGGAACUCCAGCUCAGAGUCAACUUCUUCAGGAAACUGGGUUACUCUUCGACAGAGGUGACGGCUGCCCUGAGGAAGCUGGGCUUAAGCACAGACACAAACUCAGUGCUUGGAGAGCUGGUUCGGUGCAGGGCCAGCACCGGACCCUCCAUACCCAAUCCCGAAUGUGAUGAGAGGAGCAUGGGCCAGACCGACCUGACGCCAGCUCCCAGUUGGGCUCUCAGACCCCAAAUAGACACUCCGCUACCAUCAUCGCAGCUGGAGGACAGAAGGGAUGCAGAGACUGAACUGAAACCCAUUGUCAUCGAUGGCAGUAAUGUGGCCAUGAGUCAUGGCAAUAAGGAAGUGUUCUCCUGCCGAGGCAUCCAGCUGGCAGUGAAUUUCUUCCUUGACAGAGGUCACACCAGCAUUACCGUGUUUGUCCCAAGUUGGCGCAAGGAGCAGCCCAGACCUGAUGCCCCCAUCACAGAUCAACAUGUCCUGAUGGAGCUUGAGAAAAAGAAGAUUGUGGUCUUCACCCCAUCACGUCGUGUUGGGGGUAAGCGGGUCGUCUGCUAUGACGACCGGUUUAUCGUCAAGUUGGCGUAUGAGUCAGAUGGCGUGAUUGUUUCCAAUGACACCUACCGUGACCUCCAAGGAGAGAGACCCGAGUGGAAGAAAUGCAUUGAGGAGAGGCUUCUUAUGUACUCAUUUGUAAAUGACAAAUUCAUGCCCCCAGAUGACCCCCUGGGACGCCAUGGUCCCAGUCUUGACAACUUCCUUAGGAAAAAACCUCUGCCUGUAGAGCAAAGGAGACAACUCUGUCCUUAUGACAAAAAGUGCACUUAUGGCAUCAAAUGUAAGUUCUACCAUCCAGAACGAGCAACCCACUCCCACCUCUCCUUGGCGGAUGAAUUGAGAGAGAAAGCUCGGAUAUCCACUCUAAAAGAGGACAAAAAUUCCAGAUCAUCACCAAGAGAUCCCCAAUCUGAUCUUGGCCCUGCUCAUAUCACCUAUACACAUCCUCUAGAAAUGGAGCACAGGCUGUCCCUGGAUCAGCACAUUUCCUUAAGCCCCUGUCAGGUUAGUGAGAACAAACUGUACUGGGAUGGAGCCAGAAUCAGUCAGAAUAAUGCAUCUGGUUCCACAACAGGAGGCCUGCAUCAGAAAGAGUGGCCUGGACAGCACUCCAUGUCCAAUCACCCUUAUGCCAGCAUCUCUCAUGAGUGCCUGGAUUCAGGCCUCGGCUCCUAUGAAAGCCAGUAUUCUGACAUUUCACACACUCUCAGCAACUCCCACAUGACGAGGCUCCAGCAGCAACCUGCUCCAAUUGGACCCAGAAACCCCUCCAUGCCUUUGGAGAGGAACAACAACGCCCCAUCUUGUAGGUGUUGUUCCCAUGUAGUGCCAUCUGCAGCUCACCAGCAACAUCAUAGUAACUCAAACUCCCGCUGUCAACACAGAUAUGAUACCUACCCUCCCCAUAUGUACCCUCCCAGUAUGCCACACCACUACAGCCUCCCCAGCCACCUCCAGUAUAGUGAACCCCACCAUCAUCAGCCAAAGUACUGGUCAGAUCCCUUCCAAGGGCUGCCCCGGGCCAGGACAUCUUGCAGUCUCCCCAGCUCCAGCCAUUCCUCACCCUCCCAUAGCCCUCACUACUCCUAUAGGGACCAUCAGUACCAUUCGUCCUGGGCCCAGCCACAGCCAUCUUCCACUGCCUGUGAUGAAGAAAAGUUGGAGCUCCGCAAGAAGCUGCAAGCCAUCUUCAACCCACAUGAGGUGGAUACAGUCAUGGAAAUGUUCCCACACCUGAUGGAUGCACAGAAAUUGGCAGCGGAGAUCCUCAACCUUAAGGCUCAGGGAGGGAUUUUCAGAUGACUCUUAUUUGCUAUUACUCGCCUAGUCUUGCCUUGUCUUGCAUCAAAUUAAGGACCUCAGUUAUAUCCAGCGUCAUUUUAUGAUAUCCAGUAUCUUAAAAAUCUUGUGAGAGGCUUCAGUAGUACGUAAAGUUAAAUGAUUUGGAAACAUAUGGCCAAGAUGUUUUUUGUUUUGUUUUGUUUUGUUUUUCAAAAAGGCAUUUCCCCAGAAAUUGUUCCACUGUACUGUAAUGUAAUGUGCCUUGAUGGAUAUGCAAUUAUGAUGUUAAUCUAUUCAUAACUGUAUACAUUUGUAUGACAUUUUAGUCAAAUUGGAUCUUGUCAUCCAUGUUGUGGGUGAAAAGUGUCUCUAGAUGACUGUCAACAGCCAUGUGACUGAGUUUCUAGAGUUUUGACUGUUGAUGCAUAUUGUGUCAAAUUUUAUUUUAUCUGCUUUCUGUGUACAAUUGAGUUCUCAUGCAAUAAGGAAUUACUGUAUCAAGUGGCACUUUUUUCUCAGUCGCCACAUUGUCAUUCUGCAGACGUGUGUCAGCACUUGCUUUUGCCAGUUUUAUAUCUCCAUAUAAGAUAAGCUACAGUAUGCUGUAUUUCAAGAGGAGUAUUUUAUUAGUAGUUUAUUAACCAGGGCUUUCAGUGGGUAUAAAUCUAGCAGAGGAUCCUAAUCAACAAGACAGCAUUUAAGUUUUACUUCAACCAGCAAUCUGACAACAGUACUGUGACGGCAGCAGAGGGAAUUUAUACAAUUCCAAAAUGCCAUCACCUCUAUCUGUAAAUGCAAUAUCAGUGCCUUAGAACAUCCUUUGAAUAAUUCAUGCUGUAAGCUAACAUUGCGGCACUGUACACAGGAAACUUCAGAUUGGAUACAUUUUAACAUUGUCCUUGUUGUACUGGACUGUCCAGUAAUGUUCAAAUGCUUCAAUAUUGGAAAGAAGCAUGUGUGUGUGUAGGCAGGUGUUCUUUGUAUUUCUCAGUAACGGCAUCCUGGUCUAACAGAAAUGUGAAAUCUAAAUUAAUAAAUUAAGGUGCUUCAUAUCCAGGUACCAAGAUUAAAUUGCCUUUAUGAAGACCUUAAGGUUUUGUCUUUGUUUUGGUUUUUGGUGAUGAGGAAAAAAGGAAAUAAGUUCUCAUGAACAUGCAGAUUUUUUCUAAGACACCAUUUGUAAGGGAAUAUGAUGCAGGUUUAUACGUAUUUACUGUAAACACUGAUGGAAAAUCAUGCUUGUAGAAAUAAAUAAAAUGCCUCAUGUCUCAAAUUGUAUGAAUCUACAUCAUAUAUGUUUAUACAGUGUAAACUAUCGGCACUAUAGCUUUUUGGUGGAUUUAAGAGAAAGUCCACUGAUUCAUCUACUUAUUUAUCAAGGUGAAUCAAGGAAAGAAUUUCAUAAUAGUUCUUUAUUUAGUAUGGUGGUGUUAUCUCAUGCUCUUAUACAAUAUGGUCCAAAUUUCACACCACACUAGCUUUGGAUACAUAUCAGAACAGGUUUGCCCUCCCACGCUCAGACUUGUCCCUUUUUUCUCAAAAAUGAGCAAUAGCCUAGGGAUUUUAAAAACACUGAGUUGUCAGUUCCAC
Molecule: messenger RNA, 3650 nt
Organism: Myripristis murdjan (pinecone soldierfish)
Lineage: Eukaryota; Metazoa; Chordata; Actinopteri; Holocentriformes; Holocentridae
Gene: zc3h12aa
Product: zinc finger CCCH-type containing 12Aa
Exons: 6
Coding region: 165-2081 (638 amino acids)
Biological process (GO): 3'-UTR-mediated mRNA destabilization
Cellular component (GO): cytoplasmic ribonucleoprotein granule; nucleus
Molecular function (GO): RNA endonuclease activity; metal ion binding; mRNA binding
Source: RefSeq, a predicted model, not a curated record